GUUUGCACUGGGAGGGGGAAACCGGCCCUCUCGGCAGGAAGGGGCGUCCGCUGUGGCAGGUCUUGCUGACACCCCCCCCCCCAUUUCCCACCCAGGCGCCCGGUGGGGUUGAAGGGCCAUGGGGCGCCCUGCGGCUCCCCUGCUGCUGCUGCUGCUGCACCUCGUGCCCCCCUCGUCCCCCUGCUUCACCGUGCUGCCUGAUGCCUCCACCAACCUGAACCUGACCAACAGAAACCAACCGUGCACCGAGCUGGACUGGGGCCUCUUCCAGCGGCAGAGCCAGCUGUGGCUGAGCCAUAACCGCAUCGAAGCCCUGAGCCCCUCAUCCCGCCUCGAGCCGAGGCUGGAGGAGCUGGACCUGUCGUACAACCGGCUGCGGGACCUGCCGGCCGCCUUCCUGAGCCGAGCGCAGGGGCUGCGGCAUCUCCAGCUGCAGCACAACAUGCUGCGGGAGCUGCCCGACGGCUUCUUCGCCAACGCCACGGCUCUGGAGACCCUGCAGCUGGACGGCAACCCCCUGCGCGCCGUGCCCCCCACCGCCUUCCAGGCCAGCCUGCGCCUCCUGGCCGUGCCGUGCCGCUGCGACGUGGUGGGCAGCGUCCUGGCGCCCUGCGCCUGUUCCUGGCCCAACUGCACGGUGCCCCAGUGCCGCUGCAUCACGUCCCAGCACGAUUCCUUCAACGUCACCGAUUUCCACGCCCAGGAAUGCCGGCACGGUGUGGCACUGGUGGCCGGCUCGGUCGGGGCCGCCGGUGCGGUGGCUGUGCUGAUGGUGGUCAUCGCCGUCGUGGUUUGCCGGCAGAGGAAAGCGUCCGCCGCUGCCGUUGGUGCGGGAUGGAGUAAGCGGGAACCCACCGCGGCCCACGGGCAGCCCCGCUACAUCAGCCGGACCACCGAGAUCGGCACCGGCGAUGCCGCUGCUGCCACCGCACCAGACUAUGAGAAUGUCUUCAUGAGCCCCUGCGCCGCCACAGCCACCGCACAGGGCUGGACGCCGGGAUGGCAGGAGGAGCAGCAUAGCCCCCAGGUCCCGGUGGACGAUGACUAUUUCCUGGAGAGCGAGGCCGACCCCGGGGACCAGCCCAUCUACGCCAACACGCAGAGCCUCGGCGAGGACAACGUCUACAUCAUCCCCAAUCAGUGAGGGGCCAGGGAGGGGGGCCCGGGGGGGCUCUGGGGGUGAAGCUCCGACUUCCACGGAUGCUUCUCCCCGGGGCUUUUCCUGGUGGCCCCCCAGCCCAGAGGGGACGGGGAUGGGUGCUCCCCAUGGCUGAAGGCUCCGUGGGUCUCCCCACGGCUGGGCUGGGGACAUGCGUGGUCCCCACGCACGCAUCCUGCCUGGGGCACCUUUCUCUGGGGGAGGUCUGUGUGUAUUUUUACCCCCCCCCCCGUUCCUCCCCGGUCCCCUCCUUCGCCCCAGUUCCCACCACGGGGCGAGGGCUGAGGGCUUGCGCUUCCUCCACGGGGCCAAGUGGCCACUGACUGCGGGGACACCUCAGCGCGGCAUCCGCCGGCAGCCGGCACGCCGGAGCCUUCCCGGCCGGGGACACACGUGGGGCCCCCCCGGGGCCAUCUGGCAGAGUGGGGCGGGGGGGGGGGUGUGGGGCAACCGCAGCGCAUGGUUCCUCUUCCCCUUUCGGCUGCCGAUGGAGAGUGUCAGGGUGUACGUGCGUUUGGGGACACGCCGUGGUUGGGGACAUCCGGGCACCGGGACCAACCCCCCCCUCCCCUUUUCCUGCACCCCCUCCUUUUCCUGCUAAAUCCGCCAAUUUGGGGAGCAUUUUUUUUUUUGUGUUACUCCCCGAGCCCAUCGCUACGAGGUUGUGCACCCCAAAGGGACCGGCAGACACGGGGUCUGGGUGCCCCCCCGCCACCAGCUCUGCGUGGGUCCCCUGAGCUCCGGCCCUUGCAAUGCUGCGCCGUAUCCCAUUAAAUGGUUUAAUUAUCUUAAA
Molecule: messenger RNA, 1952 nt
Organism: Grus americana (Whooping crane)
Lineage: Eukaryota; Metazoa; Chordata; Aves; Gruiformes; Gruidae
Gene: LRRC25
Product: leucine rich repeat containing 25
Exons: 2
Coding region: 119-1144 (341 amino acids)
Molecular function (GO): protein binding
Source: RefSeq, a predicted model, not a curated record